AAAAAAAAAAAAAUCUCUUCGUUUAUUGUUUAACUAAAUCUAAGCCCUUAAAUUAAUCAACCCGGUUUAGAAGUAGGUCUCCCCGCUAUUUCCACUUUCUUCUUCUUUGCAGUGUGAAUAAGAUAAAUCGAUAGCAUAUAUAGCCAAAGCCCAAUCUUUUUCUCAAACAUUGGAUUUUAACUUUGAAAAAGCUUACAACUUGUUCCAACUCUAGUUCUUCUUCUCUGAAAAUUCACCUGAUGAACCUGGAAACUUAACCUGCCAAAGAAGUUACCUUUAUGCCAAGUUAUUGAUUUAAAGAUUCCCCAUCUUGGGUUUUUAUCAGACAAAGUUUCUCACUUCGCAUCGAGGAGAGAUGAGAGAAAAAUUUGAGUUUUUAAUUUGCGUAUGCAUUUUCUUAUGGGGGAAUUGUUUGGGGAGGUUUGUAGUCGAGAAGAACAGCUUGAAAGUGACCUCGCCAGAGUCAAUCAAAGGAAUCUAUGAAUGUGCGAUUGGUAAUUUUGGGGUCCCUCAGUAUGGCGGAACCUUGGUUGGCACGGUUGUUUAUCCUAAAGCAAAUCAAGGCGCAUGCAAGAUCUUUGAUGAUUUUGGUAUCUCCUUCAAAUCAAAGCCUGGUGGACUCCCCACUUUUCUCCUUGUUGAUCGUGGAGAUUGUUUCUUCACCUUGAAGGCAUGGAAUGCUCAGAAGGCUGGAGCAGCUGCUAUUCUUGUUGCUGAUAGCAAGGAAGAGCCCUUGAUUACCAUGGAUACCCCUGAAGAAGAGAAUGCUGGUGUUGAAUACCUGCAGAACAUUACCAUUCCAUCAGCCCUCAUUAGUAAAUCACUAGGGGACAUCAUGAAGAAGGCCCUUACUAGUGGGGAUAUGGUUAAUAUGAAUCUUGAUUGGAGGGAGUCUCUUCCGCAUCCUGAUGAGCGGGUUGAGUAUGAGUUUUGGACAAAUAGCAACGAUGAGUGUGGGCCAAAGUGUGACAGCCAGAUAGAAUUUGUCAAGAACUUCAAAGGAGCUGCUCAAAUACUUGAGCAGAAAGGGUACACUCUGUUCACCCCACACUAUAUAACUUGGUAUUGCCCUGAAGCUUUUAUUUUUAGCAAACAGUGCAAGUCACAGUGUAUCAAUCAUGGGAGGUACUGUGCUCCAGAUCCUGAGGAAGACUUUAGUAAAGGUUAUGAUGGUAAAGAUGUGGUGGUUCAAAAUCUUCGCCAAGCUUGUCUUUUUAAAGUUGCAAAUGAAAGUGGAAAGCCAUGGCUUUGGUGGGAUUAUUUUACGGACUUUGCUAUCCGCUGCCCAAUGAAAGAGGAGAAGUAUACCAAAGAGUGUGCAGAUAAAGUUAUCCGAUCUCUUGGUGUUGAUCUCACUGAAAUAGAUAAAUGUAUUGGAGACACUGAGGCUGAUGUGGACAACCCAGUUCUUAAAGCUGAACAAGAUGCGCAGAUUGGCAAAGGCUCCCGUGGAGAUGUAACUAUACUGCCAACUCUUGUGAUAAAUAAUGGACAGUAUAGAGGGAAGUUGGACAAAGGAGCUGUUCUCAAGGCAAUUUGUGCAGGUUUUCUAGAGACUACAGAGCCAGCAAUUUGUUUAAGUGAAGAUAUACAAACUAAUGAGUGCUUAGAAAACAAUGGUGGGUGCUGGCAGGACAAGACUGCUAACAUUACUGCGUGCAGGGAUACCUUCCGUGGACGAGUGUGUGAGUGCCCAAUGGUUAAUGGUGUGAAGUUUUCAGGAGAUGGUUAUACACAUUGUGAAGCUUCUGCGGCUUUACGUUGUGAAAUCAAUAAUGGAGGAUGUUGGAGGAAAACACAGGAAGGAAGGACAUACUCUGCCUGUGUUGAUGAUCAUUCACAUGGUUGCAAGUGCCCGCCUGGGUUCAAGGGGGAUGGAGUCAACAGCUGCGAAGAUGUCGAUGAGUGCAAGGAGAAGCUGGCCUGCCAAUGUCCUGGGUGCAAAUGCAAAAAUACCUGGGGCAGUUAUGAGUGCAGCUGUAGUAGUGGCUUGUUGUACAUGCGAGAGCUUGCCGUAUGCAUCCGCAAGGAUGUUAAAACAGAGGUAAGCUGGGGCUUCGUUUGGGCAAUAAUUCUUGGAUUGGUUGCUGCUGGAGCUGCAGGAUAUGCCAUUUACAAAUACAGAAUCCGGAGAUACAUGGAUUCAGAGAUUCGGGCUAUAAUGGCACAAUACAUGCCAUUGGAUAAUCAACCUAAUAAUGUUCACCAUCCAGAUAUCUAAAGCAGCUGGAUUGCUAGCAACUGCCGGGAGGACAAGAGGCUGGCACAAUGGUGGCUGCAUUCCCUUAUUUUAUUGUGUUAUUAGUAGGUGUGUAAUGUAUUCAGUCAGUUGCUCUACUUAUCUAGUGGGAAGUUGGUUUCUGUUUGACAAUGUAAAUCUAAAUUAUAAGGGAUGCACAUAAUUCCAGUUUCAUAGGAAAAUUUUUAAUUUGCAUGGCCAUUCAUCGACUUGUUUGGGGUUUUUUUUUUCUU
Durio zibethinus is the source of this 2472-nucleotide messenger RNA. RefSeq names its product vacuolar-sorting receptor 1-like. The record is from RefSeq and is a predicted model, not a curated record. Gene Ontology annotation, molecular function: calcium ion binding. Lineage: Eukaryota; Viridiplantae; Streptophyta; Magnoliopsida; Malvales; Malvaceae.